Messenger RNA from Cheilinus undulatus (humphead wrasse), 1016 nucleotides. RefSeq names its product chymotrypsin-like elastase family member 3B. Bases 38 to 847 code for a protein of 269 amino acids. Gene Ontology annotation, molecular function: serine-type endopeptidase activity. The transcript is spliced from 8 exons. The record is from RefSeq and is a predicted model, not a curated record. Gene Ontology annotation, biological process: proteolysis. Lineage: Eukaryota; Metazoa; Chordata; Actinopteri; Labriformes; Labridae.
CGCUGUCAGAGCGUUUCUGGGUCUGCAGGCUGACACCAUGAUUCAGGCUCUGCUCCUCCUGCUGCUGCAGCUCGUGUACGUUUUCGGGUGUGGUACACCUGCUGUGCGUCCUGACACCGGCAGGGUGGUGAACGGACAGGAUGCUCGCCCUCACAGCUGGCCCUGGCAGAUCUCUCUGCAGGUGAAGCACGGCAGCCGUUACCAUCACACGUGUGGAGGCACUCUGGUUGGCCCUCGCUGGGUGCUGACUGCCGGACACUGCAUCUGGCCUGGAGACGUGUACCGCGUGGUCCUGGGAGAGCACAGCAUGAGUCAGCAGGAGGGCACCGAGCAGAUCAGAGAUGUUCUCCGGAUCGUUGUGCACCCUCAGUGGGACAUCGACUUUGUGGCUGAUGGAAACGACCUGGCCCUGCUGAAGUUGGAUAAAAGCCCCAUCAUGACCGACAGCGUCAGCGUGGCUUGUCUCCCUCAGGCUGGAGAGAUCCCGGCUCAUGGAGAGGCCUGCUACAUCUCCGGCUGGGGAAACCUUUACACUCACGGCCCCAUGCCUGAUAAGCUGCAGCAGGCCCUGCUCCCUGUGGUCGACUACAGCGUGUGCAGCCAAAAGGACUGGUGGGGCAUCAACGUCAAACCCACCAUGAUCUGUGCUGGAGGAGACAUCGUGUCAGGAUGCAACGGAGACUCUGGCGGUCCUCUCAACUGUCUGGGUGAGGAUGGUAGGUGGUACGUUCAGGGUGUCACCAGCUUCGUCUCCUCCAGUACCUGCAAUGAGGUGAAGAAGCCAACCGUGUUCACCCGUACCUCCGCCUUCACCGACUGGCUCAGUGAGGUCAUGCUGAAAUACUGAGGAUCUGCUCCACACUGACAGACCAUCUCAGACAAAUAAUGAUCCCCAAAGUCUCUCUGUUUGUUUUUUAAAGUUUAACUUUAAGCAAACGCUGAACAAAAUGUCUCUGAAAAACAUUCCAGUAAAAGAGGGUCAUGGUUCUCCAACCACUGUCCCACAGUUACAUCCA